This is a messenger RNA of Phialemonium atrogriseum, 1739 nucleotides long. Its product is annotated as cytochrome b2-like protein. The record is from RefSeq and is a predicted model, not a curated record. NCBI's taxonomy places the organism in Eukaryota, Fungi, Ascomycota, Sordariomycetes, Cephalothecales, Cephalothecaceae. The transcript has 4 exons. Gene Ontology annotation, molecular function: oxidoreductase activity. The coding region runs from base 120 to 1595 and encodes 491 amino acids.
ACAUGACCCGAUGGUCAUCAGAGAGGUUGACACGACCGAGCCAAUUCGCCAAUGGCAUGCGCGACUGCAUUUUUCAUUGAGUGUAUGAUUUCCAAGAUUUUUAUCGGUUUGAGUUCGCAAUGACAUCCAAGAUUCCCAUCACCGCCAGCGAGCUGCGAAAACGCUCCUCGCCAGAGAACUGCUGGCUUGCCGUCGACGGGGCAGUUUGGGAUCUGACCGAGUUUGCUCCUGAACAUCCCGGAGGAGCAGAUAUCAUCUAUAAGUACGCAGGCCGAGAUGCCACGGCGAUAUACAACAGCAUCCACGCCCCUUCCCUGAUCCAAACCGAGUUGGGUGCCUCCAAGAGGAUAGGCGACUUUGACUCCAGCAACGUCCUCCCGGAUUCCGAUAUCUCAGAGGACCCGGAACCAGCUGUAUCUCCUCUGCCCGCGAAAACUGCAGCGGGCAGGCGGCCGCUCCAAACGCUCAUCAGCAGCCAUGACUUUGAGCAAGCCGCGUCCGAGAAUCUCUCGGAGAAGGCCUGGGCCUUCUUCUCUUCUGCGGCGACCGACUGCAUCACCGAGAAGGCAAACGCAGCCUACUUCGGGCGCAUGUGGCUGCGCCCGCGGAUCCUGCGGAACGUCAGAGAGGUCAGCACGAGGACGAAGAUGCUUGGAAACGACGUCAGCCUCCCAUUGUUUGUCAGCCCGACUGCCAUGGCAAAAUUGGCCCAUCCGGACGGAGAGCUGGCCAUUGCCAAGGGGUGUUCUAAGUAUAACAUUGCUCAAACGAUCUCGACCAAUGCCUCCUUUCCGAUGACCGACAUUGCAUCAUCCACGGACAUCCCCCUGUUCUUCCAGCUCUACGUGAACAAGGAUCGGGCUGCGUCCGAGAAGCUCCUGAAGCAAGCCGAGCAGUGCGGCAUGCGGGGCAUAUUCGUCACCGUCGACCAGCCGACGCCAGGGAAGCGCGAGGCCGACGAGCGCAUCAAGGCCGACGCGGCAGCACUGAGGCCGACGCCAAACGGCGCCGUGGCGAGGAAUGACACCAAGGGGAGCGGCCUGGGACGCACAAUGAGUGGAUAUAUCGACUCUACGACGAGUUGGCAGGACAUCAAGUGGCUUCGGAGCGUCACGAGGCUGCCCAUCGUGCUGAAGGGCGUGCAGACUGCGGCGGAUGCGAUUCUGGCUGUCGAGCACGGCAUCGAUGGCUUGCUGAUAGGUAAUCACGGCGGCAGGAGUUUGGAUACGUCAACACCGGCGAUCCUGGUGCUGCUGGAGCUGCAGUUGAGGUGCCCGGACAUAUUCAGACACAUCGAGGUCUACCUUGACGGUGGCAUUCGGCGCGGCACCGACAUAUUCAAGGCGCUGUGUCUUGGGGCCAAGGCUGUCGGCAUGGGCCGGUCGUUCUUAUAUGCUGCCAACUACGGGUCGGAAGGCGUCGAACAGUUGAUCGAGAUAAUGAAAGACGAAUUUGAGACGACAAUGCGAAUGAUGGGUUGCACCGACCUGUCUCAACUUCAUCCAGGUCUCUUGAACACUUGCGAGGUCGAUAACAUGAUCCCAAGAACUCUUGACAGAGGGUUAGGUCCUAUGGUACCGAAGUCGAGGCUCUGAGUGCUUUCUAUGGGCAGUAAUGAUGGAUAGCUAAAGACCAUACUAGAAUAUAUCCUUAAAUUAUUGCUAUUUACAGUGAAGAAGCUGUGCACAACUAGAAUCAUGUAUUUAUCGAACAGAAAGUCAUAUCAUCUUCAAGGCUUG